AUGUCUCCGCAGGAGUUCAGCGAGGCCUUCACACUCUCGUAUGUCGUGCACGGCCGAUUGACCGCGACGCCACGAUGCGCAAACAUACGAGUCGUAACAUCCGAUGAGAUGGGCUGCAACGAUUACUCCCUUGGACCUGAAUUUACCGGAUCGACGCCACCGGGGAAGCCAUCGUUACGCAUCCCUUCCGUCAUCUGGCGGCCACACCCUGCAGGCUGGAGAAUCCCGCAUCCGCUUUCGCGACGACUUGCCAUUUCACAGCGGUGUCGAAAGUGCGAGUUGUUCUCACCGAUUGCAUGGCGAGGAGUUUCUUCGAAAGAAGACGACAAACCAUGA
Zasmidium cellare ATCC 36951 is the source of this 336-nucleotide messenger RNA. RefSeq lists its product as uncharacterized. NCBI's taxonomy places the organism in Eukaryota, Fungi, Ascomycota, Dothideomycetes, Mycosphaerellales, Mycosphaerellaceae. The record is from RefSeq and is a predicted model, not a curated record. Bases 1 to 336 code for a protein of 111 amino acids. The transcript has a single exon.